GAAGAAUUUGGGAGUAUGCAGAUUUCUGUCUACUACUGGCAACAUGGCAUCUCGAAAGGAUAUCAGUCAAGAGACUGCCGAUCGAUUCGAUCAGCGGCACUACUCAGACUCUUCGCAAGACCUUCCCUCUCCAAAGGACAAAGCCCAGGUUCAUACACGCCCGUAUGAAGAUGCGACGGAUGCGACCCUUGAUAAUAAUCCCUUCGCAGACCCUGAGGUUGCGGAGCGCUAUGCUCUCAUUUAUGAGAAAGCGCAGUAUGAGUGUCGACAUCUCUUUGACCCUACACUUACGUGGACAGCGGAAGAGGAGAAAGCGCUCGUCCGGAAGUUGGACUGGAGGGUGUGUCUAUGGGCUUGCGUGAUGUUCUUUGGUCUUCAGGUUGACCGAGGAAACCUUGUACAAGCUGUGUCGGACAAUUUGCUGGAUGAUCUUGGUCUAACCACGAAUGACUACAAUACUGGAAACACCAUCUUUCUUGUCGCCUUCCUUCUAGCCGAGCUGCCAUCACAACUGGUGUCUAAGCAGAUUGGCCCCGAUCGCUGGAUUCCCACGCAGAUGACCAUAUGGUCAAUCGUUGCUGCUGCACAGGCUGCUUUAAGCGGGAAGAAAUCUUUCUAUGCAACGCGAGCAUUGUUGGGUAUACUCGAGGGUGGUUUCAUUCCCGACAUUGUCCUUUGGUUAUCCUACUUUUACACAAGCCGAGAGCUUCCAACCCGCUUGAGUAUUUUUUGGACUGCACUAUCUUUAACUACUAUUAUUACCUCGUUUCUCGCAUUCGGCAUCCUCCACAUGCGUGGUGUACAAGGCAUGGCUGGCUGGAGGUGGCUAUUCCUAAUCGAAGGUCUCAUCACUCUUCUUAUUGGUCUAAGCUCUUUCUUUCGCAUGCCUGCCUCUGCUGUCGACACCAAGAAAUGGUUCCGCCCGAAGGGCUGGUUCACAGACCGUGAAGUCAGCAUCGUGGUUAACCGGGUUCUGCGCGAUGACCCCUCUAAGGGAGACAUGCACAACCGGCAAGCCAUAACCCCGCGUCGCCUUUGGAACUCCCUCCGAGACUAUGACAUCUGGCCGAUCUACCUCCUGGGCCUAGUAGUUUAUAUCCCGCAGACACCAAUGACGUCCUACAUAACCCUGAUCCUCAAGGGCGUGGGGUUCGGCACCUUCACUACGAACCUUCUCACCAUCCCCUACAGCGUCGGCCACAUCAUCUGUCUAUUAUUGCUCACCCGUCUCAGUGACUGGCUUAAAGAGCGCUCCUUGGUAUCAAUGAUCCAAUCGAUAUGGACAUUACCCUGUGUAAUUGCUCUCCGGUUCUGGCCUGGUACAAUGACUAACGGCUGGGGGACGUAUGCUAUCGUGACCGUGCUACUCUGCUAUCCAUACUGCCACGCUAUCCUGGUGGGAUGGUGCUCGAAGAACUCUAACAACGUGGGAACACGGACAAUCUCAGCAGCACUCUAUAACAUGUGCGUGCAACUCGGCGCCAUCAUCGGCAACAACAUCUACCGGGCGGACGAUAAACCCAAAUACCAUCGCGGAAAUUCCGCUCUUAUAGGAAUCAAUAUUCUGGCUAUAUUGCUUUUUAUUGGCACGAAGAUAUACUAUAUUUAUAGAAACAAACACAGGGAGCGCGUGUGGAACGCAAUGACCGAAGAGGAACGGCAGGAUUAUCUGCAGAAUACGACGGACACAGGAAGUAAGAGGUUGGAUUUCCGCUUUGCGCACUAG
Messenger RNA from Aspergillus eucalypticola CBS 122712, 1726 nucleotides. RefSeq names its product allantoate permease. Lineage: Eukaryota; Fungi; Ascomycota; Eurotiomycetes; Eurotiales; Aspergillaceae. Gene Ontology annotation, biological process: transmembrane transport. The transcript has 10 exons. Gene Ontology annotation, molecular function: transmembrane transporter activity. The coding region runs from base 44 to 1726 and encodes 560 amino acids. Gene Ontology annotation, cellular component: membrane. The record is from RefSeq and is a predicted model, not a curated record.